UUCCCAGAGCGGCGCGCCAUGCGGCGAGGGCUGGGGAGGGAGACCCCGGCAGCCGGGCCUGCUGGAGCUUCGCGGGCGCCGCUUCUGGCCCAGUGAAGGCGGCAGCGGUGGCUGCGAUCGGCCCAACGGAGUCCGGCCGGCGAUGGCGACUCACGUUGGGGAGCCUCCGCCCUCGCCACAGCCGCCUCCGCCCGAUCUGUACAGGGACACGUGGGUGCGCUACCUGGGAUAUGCCAAUGAGGUUGGGGAGUCCUUCAGGGCUAUUGUGCCUGUCUCAUUGGUCUGGACGAGCUAUGGAGUGGCAACAGCCUACGUGACAGCAGAUGCCAUUGAUAAGGGCAAGAAAGCACUGGCUGCCAAGUCCUGCGGGGAAGGUCGGACCACGCGAGCAGCCGUGGCGGUAGUGGACACCUUCAUAUGGCAGGCUCUGGCUUCCGUGGUCAUUCCCGGAUUCACCAUUAACCGCACCUGUGCAGCCUCCCUCUACCUCAUGGGCAGCAUGACCCGCUGGCCCCUCUCUGUCAGGAAAUGGGCGACCACAGCUGUAGGCCUCUCGGCAAUUCCCUUCAUCAUUAAACCCAUUGACAGGUCAGUGGAUUUUUUGAUGGACUCCAGCCUUCGCAAACUCUACAGCACUGAAGAGAAACCCUCCUCUUCCUUCUAAUGUGGCCGCCACAGCCUCAGGUGGCGAAACAGCCAUUGGAUCACCUACAUUCAGUAGCAGCUACUGUGCCGCCUGGCCUGUUUGUGCUCUCAACUUCACAAAGUUGAACUCUAACAUAGUGGGAACUGGCAAGGAAUCCUACAGCACUACGCCAGCCUGGUGCUGGGAAGAGGUGGACAUCAGGCACAGAUCAUUCUUCCUGUUGUUCAUGGACCUGUGAUAAGACUGGGGGGGAGGGGUGCCCAUGGGUCUGCAUAGUGUUUCAAGACAAAUGUUUUGUCUUCUUUAGGUAUGAUAACCAGACAGUGGACUAGGCUGCAGUGGCAGUUGUUCUCAGCUGCAGCAUGCAUUAGUUCAGUGAAAGAUCCAGUAUGUAUUCUGUACUGUGAAACCCUGAAACAUGGGUGGCUAAUUGCACUAACUGUUGCACACUUCAGCAGUUUCUGUCAUGCUCCCAGUAUUGCUGAUUAGGUGACAGCCCCCCACCACCACCCAGCAGCCCUUCUCAGGUGGAAGCUUCUUGUAGUUUCUUCUCCUUUACCCACCCUAAUAAUAAAAGCUUUACUUUAAAUCUGAAUUAGUGUCAGAGUGGCUGACAGCUGCAGUCUGCGUAGCUGAUUCCUGCUUUUAAAGUUGGUACUGCCGCCUUUCGCUCACAUAACAUUUUGAGUGCUCAGGCCACUUCGCUGACCUUAUGAAAGUCCUGGUUCACACAGGACUUGCACCCUUUCAGACUGCGGGUGGUAGAUCUGAACCCUGAGUGCUUCUUUGUGUAAAAAGCCCUCCUGGCAAUUAGAAAGCUGGCAUAGCAGUGAGGAGGAUUCUUAUCCCUCUCUUUGCUAUUCUGGUUUUGUCAAACCUGCAGUCUGAAGUUAUGAAGUUCACCUCAGUUUCCUGCAGCCUGGUGUAGGGGUUAGCAUGUCAGACUAGGAUCUGGAAGACCCAGGUUCGA
Gekko japonicus is the source of this 1616-nucleotide messenger RNA. RefSeq names its product mitochondrial fission process 1 (gene MTFP1). The record is from RefSeq and is a predicted model, not a curated record. Gene Ontology annotation, biological process: mitochondrial fission. Gene Ontology annotation, cellular component: mitochondrion. The coding region runs from base 143 to 664 and encodes 173 amino acids. The transcript has 4 exons. NCBI's taxonomy places the organism in Eukaryota, Metazoa, Chordata, Lepidosauria, Squamata, Gekkonidae.